Messenger RNA from Varanus komodoensis (Komodo dragon), 963 nucleotides. RefSeq names its product olfactory receptor 11H6-like. Gene Ontology annotation, molecular function: olfactory receptor activity; G protein-coupled receptor activity. Gene Ontology annotation, biological process: G protein-coupled receptor signaling pathway. The record is from RefSeq and is a predicted model, not a curated record. Gene Ontology annotation, cellular component: membrane. The coding region runs from base 1 to 963 and encodes 320 amino acids. Lineage: Eukaryota; Metazoa; Chordata; Lepidosauria; Squamata; Varanidae. The transcript has a single exon.
AUGGAGCUGGCCAACCGGACUGUGGUCCAGAACUUCAUUUUGUUGGGAUUUGAGGUUGGACAGCAGAAGAGAGUCUUGCUCCUCAUCUUUUUCAGCAUCCUUUAUGCGCUCACUUUAGCGGAGAAUGGCGCCAUCAUCACACUGUUAUUCCUGGAUGCCCACUUGGCCCAGCAGCCCAUGUACAUCCUGCUGAGCAACUUUUCCUGGCUGGAGAUGUGCUAUGUGAGUGCCACCGUGCCUCGUAUGCUCUUCGACUUGGCUUCCCCUGGUGGGAGCAUCUCCUUCUCUGACUGCUUCCUCCAGUUCUACAUCUUCUUCUCUCUUGGCAGCACUGAAUGCUUCUUCCUUUCAGCCAUGGCUUUCGAUCGAUACGUGGCCAUCUGCCACCCACUGCGCUACCCACAGAUCAUGUCCCCAAAAGCCUGCUCGGUCUUGGUGUCUGCUUGUUGGCUUCUUGGCUUCUUGUGGUACCCCAUCCUUGUGUUCUUGAUCUCCAGCUUGUCCUUCUGUGGACGCAAUGUCAUUGACCAUUUUAUGUGUGAUCCCUGGCCCAUUCUAUCCCUCGCCUGUCCUCCACUUGGAAUCAUUCCCCUUCUCUGCAAAGUAUUAAUGAAUAUUCUGUUUUUAGGCAAUGUCCUCCUUGUUGUGCUCUCAUAUGGCAUUGUAAUUUUCACGCUGAUGAAAUCUUCCAGCAGAAGCAGUCAUAGGAAGACCUUCUCCACCGUGUCACUCCAUAUAAUAGUUGUGACCCUUUUCUAUGGCACCGUUGGUGCUAUGUAUCUGAUCCCUGGUGGAGAAAACCAGACAGAAAUCAUGAAAAGGGUUACAGUUAUUUACACUGCCAUCACGCCUUUUCUCAACCCCAUGAUCUAUUGUCUGAGGAAUGAUCAGGUGAAGGAGGCACUGGGCAGGUUGCUGAGGAGAUUAGAAAGAUUAUUGAUAUCAAAGGUGACAGUUCCAUAA